CCCGCCCCCUGUCUGGUGUCAACGCAGACAGCAGAGCACCGGGGAGGACACCGAGAGACCGACCGCAUAGACAGGUUCACCGGGCAGCCAUGGCGGCGCCGUUAGCCCACUUCGAUGAGGACUGGCAGGACUUCAACGAAUUCAAACCGUCCUCGGAGUCGGCCGAACAGCUGGACCAGCUGAACUCAAACGUUGGCGACCCAUCGGGCCUAGACGACUUCUCCGAUCUGGACAACAGUUUCUCCGGGGAGAUCUGUAGCUUCAAGUCGAUGGAGGACCUGGUCCACGACUUCGACGAAAAGCUAACCGUGUGUUUCCGAAACUACAACACUACGACGGAAAACAUUGCUCCCAUAAAACCAAUCACAGAGGAGAAUUACCUGAAAGACGACGAGGUGUGGAACUCUUUGACCAAUAACUACGGCAAUGUGAUGCCCGUGGACUGGAAGACGUCCUACACUCGCUCCCUGCACCUGCCUGCCCUCAAGCUCAAAGAUCAAGAGGGACAGAAGAUGGACAAGCAGUCUUUGGAUCUGUCCGAUGAUGAGGACGAGGAGCUGCGGGAACAGCUGGAUAUGCACUCAAUCAUUGUCUCCUGCAUUAACGAGGAGCCUCUCUUCACCGCUGAACAGGUGAUAGAGGAGAUCGAAGAGAUGAUGCAGGAGUCUCCAGACCCGGACGAUGACGAGAGUCCUUCCCAGUCCGACUUGUCGAUGCUCUCCCAGGACCUCGGCGCUUUGAAACGAUCCGGCUCCAACACUAGCUUUGACGAACGGCUUCGUCAGCUGUCUGUGUCGGAGCUCAGCCGGACCCUGGAGGAGGUGGAGGCGGCCAUCCGCCGCUACAGCGAGGAGCUGAUCCAAGCCCUGGCGCUGCGAGACGAGCUGGACUUUGAGAAGGAGGUGAAGAACAGCUUUAUUUCGCUGCUGAUCGACGUGCAGAACAAACAGAAGGAGCACCGCGAACUGCUGCGCAAGAAGAAGAAGAUCCGGUGUACGACCACGACGGGGCCCAACGGCCAGAGGACAAACAGCACACACAUACCAGGCACGCUCCUCACUCUGGAGGGACUCUCCAAUGUCAUUCAAAAUGGUCUCCGUCAAACUUUUGGCCACUCUGGAGGGGAUAAACAGUAUCUGACCACGGUGAUCCCCUAUGAAAAGAAAGCAGGCUCUCCUUCUGUAGAAGACCUCCAGAUCCUCACAAAGAUCCUUCAUGCCAUGAGGGACGACAGCGAGAAGGUACCGGCCCUCCUAACAGAUUACAUACUGAAAGCUCUCGUAUGAAAGCGGAGGAACCUGAGGUUCGUGAGGCUGACCCCGCUCAUUGACAUCGAAUGCCUCAUCUUCCUCCCUGUCUGCACAACAUUCCCUUUUUAACCAGAGCAAUCGGCCUCCCUCCCCCUCCGUCGCUCUCUGCCGUGGUGCCAGUUGUGCUGUAUGGUGCUUCUAGUCGUGCUACACCCACUCUGGAAAAACACAGCCCACUCACGCUCGUAAUUUCUCCUCACUCUGCCAGCUUGUAGUAGCAGCUGUUGGUGUGUUUGCUUCUCACCUGUAAUCGGGGCGGCUUUCCUCGCCUCUAACCACACAUUCCUCCCGGCUGUAGCUGCUCUGUCAUACUCCACACACCUCUUCUUCCUCGUGUGCUGCAGCGAUUCUCACCAGCUGUUUAUUUAUUUUAUUUUUUUUCUCCGCAGUUCUUUGUCCCACGUAAAGUCAGACGGGAAGCUUUUGUUUCUUCAGCGUCGACCAGCAGAGGAGGGUUUCAGUUUUG
Molecule: messenger RNA, 1776 nt
Organism: Poecilia latipinna (sailfin molly)
Lineage: Eukaryota; Metazoa; Chordata; Actinopteri; Cyprinodontiformes; Poeciliidae
Gene: fez2b
Product: fasciculation and elongation protein zeta 2b
Exons: 10
Coding region: 90-1286 (398 amino acids)
Cellular component (GO): cytoplasm; axon
Source: RefSeq, a predicted model, not a curated record